Messenger RNA from Umbelopsis ramanniana AG, 1102 nucleotides. RefSeq lists its product as uncharacterized. Bases 73 to 951 code for a protein of 292 amino acids. Gene Ontology annotation, cellular component: U1 snRNP; U2-type prespliceosome; precatalytic spliceosome. NCBI's taxonomy places the organism in Eukaryota, Fungi, Mucoromycota, Umbelopsidomycetes, Umbelopsidales, Umbelopsidaceae. Gene Ontology annotation, molecular function: U1 snRNA binding; mRNA binding. Gene Ontology annotation, biological process: mRNA splicing, via spliceosome. The transcript has 5 exons. The record is from RefSeq and is a predicted model, not a curated record.
GAAUUUUCCCUGUUUUGAAGUUUGAACAGCAAGAUCUCAAGCUUACAUUCACAAAAAGCUUAGCCAUCCAACAUGACGGACAAGCUACCUCCCAAUCUGUUAAAGCUAUUCGCGCCACGUCCACCUCUUCCAUAUAUACCACCAUUAGACAAAGAUCCCAGCAAAAGGAAAGGUCUACAGAUCAGUGGCAUUGCGCAAUAUACCGAUAUGCUCAAGAGCUACGAUUCAGACUAUGUACCAUGGAAGAGCAUAGCAGAAAGAAAAAAGGAGAAGAUGGAAGCCAAGAAGAAAGCUGCGGCAGAAGCAGUCGAGAAGGGUUUGGCAACCUGGAACCCAGAAUCGGACGAAAAAAUCAUAGGAGACCCGUUCUGUGUCCUUUUCGUUUCACGCUUAAGCUAUAACUUGACUGAAGAUGACUUGAUGCGCGAAUUUGAUACAUAUGGACCUAUCAAAAAUAUUCGCCUUGUCCGAGAUAUAGACGGCAAAUCAAAAGGCUAUGCCUUCAUUGAAUUUGAGAGGGAGAAAGACAUGCGAGCGGCUUAUAAGGAUGCGGAUGGAUUAAAAUUAGAUGGUCGUCGAGUACUUGUCGACGUUGAACGUGGAAGAACUGUGAAAGGCUGGAAACCUCGUCGACUGGGUGGUGGACUUGGAAGUACACGAUCUGGCGCACCUGAUCACAACGCUCGCCAAUCCGGCCGAAACGGUUCAUCUGCUGGUGGCUCUGAUCGAUACAAAGAUCGAGGUGGCAGUAGCUCGCAUGGCUAUAGCCGUUAUAACGGCAAUCCUCCACGAUCAAAUCAAGGAUUCAACGAUAGACGAGGAAGGGGUAGCAGAUCUCGCAGCAGAAGUCCUCGUGGUUACCGUGACAGGGAAGAUAGAGAUCGGUACGGUGGAAGAGGAAGAGAUCGUUCAAGAGAUAGAUUCGAUCGAGGAUCUCGAAGGGAACGCUAAAAUCUCCAUUCAAUUACGGGGAAAAACACGUUGCCGAGCGACAGACCGCUUUCUUAAACUAUUGAAAUCUCCCAAAAAAAAAUCCCAACCAACCUCUCAUUUCUUUCUUAAUAAAAACUACAAAAAAAAAAAACAACAAACAUGUUACAAC